This is a messenger RNA of Opisthocomus hoazin, 924 nucleotides long. NCBI's taxonomy places the organism in Eukaryota, Metazoa, Chordata, Aves, Opisthocomiformes, Opisthocomidae. The record is from RefSeq and is a predicted model, not a curated record.
GAGAAGGUGAGCCAGCUGAAGGACGAGGUGCGCCUGCAGUACGAGAAGAUGCACCAGAUCUUGGACGAAGACUUGCGGAAGACCAUGGAGAUCCUGGACAAGGCCCAGGCCAAGUUCUGCAAUGAGAACGCGGCCCAGGUGCUCCACCUCAACGAGCGCAUGCAGGAGGCCAAGAAGCUCCUCAGCUCUGUCCAGGUCAUGUUUGACAAAACUGAGGACAUCAACUUCAUGAAGCAGCGGGAGAAGGCGAGGAGGAGCGGGGCAGGCUCAGCGCCAGCCUCGAGUGAGGAGGUGCUGCAGCUGGAGAUGGGGCUGGGGCAGAGGGGGCUCAGCACCCCUGGGCAGCCUGUCCCCUCCUGGGGGGGCACAGAAGCCCUCCCCAUGUCCCCAUGCACCGUCAGCAACUCCGGCGCGGAGAAGCGCAAGCACUCCACCGCCUUCCCCGAGGGCAGCUUCCUCGAGCCAUCGUCCGGGACUGUGGCGAGCCAGUACAUGAGCCAGGGCGCUUCGGCUGGCGAGGGGCAGUCCGCACAAGCCAUGGUGCCUUGCAGCUCCACGCAGCACAUAGUUGGACUUCCCAGUGGCCCGCAGCCGGUGCACUCGGGCUCCGUCUUCAACCCAUCUCACUACCCCAACACCACGUCAUCUCAGCAGUCCGUGCUCUCCCAGUACGGCGGGCGCAAAAUCCUCGUCUGCUCCGUGGACAACUGUUACUGUUCCUCCGUGUCCAACCACAGUGGGCACCAGCCCUACCCGCGGUCGGGGCACUUCCCCUGGACGGUCUCCUCGCAGGAGUACUCCCACCCGCUGCCGUUCCUCACCCUCCACCAGCACAACCUGCAGCCAGCACCGGGCUGGGGGGACCUCAGACCCCAGGCAGCCAGCCUGCUGUGGGGUAGUCCCCCGAGCCCUCCGAAGGGCUAA